This is a messenger RNA of Dermacentor albipictus, 3258 nucleotides long. Its product is annotated as putative nuclease HARBI1. The record is from RefSeq and is a predicted model, not a curated record. NCBI's taxonomy places the organism in Eukaryota, Metazoa, Arthropoda, Arachnida, Ixodida, Ixodidae.
ACCACUUGAUGUGUGCUAAAGAACUGCUAUGUGGAGUAGAUGAGGUCGAGAGAGCCUUAAGUGACUUCUGCCGGAUCACUGAAACAGGUCUCACCAGCGAUGCUCUGCUCAUGAAUUGCUUAUGCUUAGGACUGCAUUCCCAAGGAGCUUGUCCGUCGUGCAUUAAAGAAAUGUUCGAUGUUUAACGCACUUCAUGUCACUGAAGACGAGCUCCUCUGGCAGGAUAUCUCUCACAAGAGACUCUUUGAGGAACGUGCGACAGACAACUAUGAGUAAAUAGUGAAACGAACAGACAACGACGAACAAUUAGUGAAAUGCUAUAGGCAAUGACUAAACAGUGAAGUACAGUGGAAAUAAAUGCGUACAGUUGUGAUGUGUGGUGCGCGACAUGGUGCGGUGAUCGGGACGGUCAGGAGCAGACGACAAGGAGUGCGCGCGCCGAGGCAAAUUCCGUGCUGGAAGGUGAAAAACGACGACGCCGAAGAACGUCCGGCACGUGAACGCGCGGCGCAAGAAAAACAUCUAAAAGAAGAAAAGCAAACCAAUUAGGAAAGACCGCGGGGCGUCAGGCAGCCAAUCGGAGAAUGCCUAAUCGGCCAGAGAAAAGAAAAAGCGUGGUGCGCUGGCAGAAGUGGGAGACGCAUGGGAGACGCCAGGAGAGUUCCAGAAGCGACACAAAGAGCAGGUCAACCAGCGGAGCGGGCGUUGAAGACGGGCCGUCGGGUUCCGGACCCGAGCCACCAGGACUUCACCCGACCGGGGCCCCCUGCCAACCUGUUCCUGUGCGUCGCCCGUCUACCCGAGCGUGCCGUCAGCUCCUCAAAGCCGGUGAGCUUCUGUGCUCGUGGGCACGACGAGAACAAUCGGGCUACGGGCCCGAGUUCUACGCCAGCUGCCCGGCCAGAACGCCGCCCCCGUCUGUCGUGCCGCCUGCUGCCCGAGGCCGGCGUUCGAGUUUCUGUGCCCGUGGGCAGGACAAGAGCAGUCGGGCUACGGGCCUGAGCUCUACACCCAGCUGCCCGGCCAGAACGCCGCCGCCGUCUGCUUGUGCCACCAAGCCGCCUGCUUUACCUCUCCAAGCCAGAGCUGGCGCGCUCCGGUCGCCCGGUCAGUCAACUUACACCACGACCUUUGGUGAGACCGGCGCAACUCCUUGCGUCAAUUUGUCGCCGCGUCUCCGCAUCGAGACUGGGCCUCUUCGAUUUUCGGAGUUCUGGGAGCCCGCUGGCAGCCAGACGGCAGCCAGCUAGUUCCGGUUCUGAGAGGAAAUUGCGUCAUUGUCAGGUGGGCUGAAAUUUGAAGGCGAGCCUCAGUUCGUAAAAUCGAAUGCCGCGGAAGGAGCGCCGGCGUCGUCUGCUCGCCGGCGUCGUCUGCUCGCUUGCGCGUUCUCCGCGUGUAAACAUGAUUGCCGAAGAACUCCUCCGAGUGGCUACAUCGCUGUUCAGCCUGCUUUUCGCGAGACCAUCCCGUAAUGACAACGCCGACGAAGAUUUCAUCGAUGAUGAGUUCGCAUUAGUUCACCAUUUAACCAAGCUGCAAAGACAGGAUCGGCACAGGGUGCCUUUGUACGUUGAAAGUGUCGUGCCAAUGUACCUGGAAUUUGAGUUUAAGAAGUUGUUCCGGCUCUCAAGAAGCACGUGUGGAGCCCUGGUCGAGGAGUUCGAGGCGUCGAGCUACUACCCAGAAGGUACCCGAGGACGUCCCCGAAUUUCGGCCGAGAAAACGGUUCUUAUUGCGCUAACCUACAUAGCCACGCAACAAACUAUGUAUCACAUUGCCGACAAGUUCGAUGUCAGCGAAUCAACCGUCCACGCUGCACUUAACCGUGUCUUGGAUUUCAUCUUCUCCAUAAGUGCGAGAGAAGUCUGCUGGCCUGACCGCGACGAAAAGGAGCGGAGCAAGCGGGCGUUCAUGGGGUUGGUUCGUCGCAGGUCGGGACUCCCGGACGUUAUCGGUGCCAUCGAUGGAUGUCACGUCCGCAUUUCUAGGCCGUCGGAGUCUGAGCAAAGUUAUUACAACAGGAAGAAAUUCCACUCGAUAAUUCUUCAGGGGGUCUGCAAUGCAGAUAUGCUGUUCAUCGAUGUGUUCAUCGGAAUUCCCGGGAGCGCCCACGAUGCUCGUGUUCUCCGGGACAGCUUCGUGUACGACGAAGCACCGGCCAAUUGCGAAGGAGGCUAUCUGUUGGGGGACGCUGCAUAUCCUUUAACGACGUGGUUGCUGCCACCCUACCGCCAGACUACGGCGAACUGGCAGCCGUGGAUGAGUGCCUUCAACUACGCGCACAGUAAGCAGCGAGUAGUAAUUGAGGGGGCCUUUGGAAUCCUCAAAGCGCGGUUCCAGCGGCUGCUAUAUAUUGAUGUCGGCAGCAUCAAGCAGGCGGUACAGAUUGUUCUUGCAGCCUGUGUGCUGCACAACAAGGCUCGACGUUGCGGCGACGUCGUGGAGGAUCUCGAGGCGAGCGACAGCGGUACUCGUCUGCUGAACCCGCCGAAGGCGAUGACGCACCAGCCCUGUCGGCAGCAGCCUUCCGCGAUAGCAUCGCCCAGAGCCUCUAAAUCACGACCUACUGUAUAAGGGUUCGUUCGCAAAGGUUAUUUACACUUGUGGCUUGACUGUGAUUUAUAUUUUACUGUACGCAUGGCACACACACAUAUACGUUUCGUUUUUUCAGUAUCCGUCCACUUGCGUGCCUCUUUUUUUUCUUUUUGCUUUUAUUCUCACGCAUUGAUCAAUCGAAACCAAUAUAAUUUUCAUAUAUGCUCCUGUUUUAUAUACCUGCACUAGCUCUUUAAUAUUCACGUGUCUUGUGCAGAAAUUUAAUCAUAUAUACUUCCAACUUCAUUGUAUGCUUACUUUUGUAAUGUCGAGCGCACAUGUGUAUGUACUUUUUGUUGCUUGUUCACUUCAUCCUCAAGAGAUAUUACUCUUUUGAUAUAUGCAACUAAUUAAGAGUCUUUCAUUGUUUGUAUACAUUCUAGUAUUUUCGUGUGAUUACUGUGCCAUUGUGUUACACAAUUUGUGCACCCUUUUGAUAAGUAAUUAACAAUUUGAUUUACUAUUCAUCCGAGCACACAUUAUGCCUGCAACCUGGGGUUGUUUACUACAUGCUACAUCUUGGAGUACAUGGAUGUGAUGUUCCCUUUUUGAAAUGCAGUCAGUUUUUAUUCUCUUAAUGAUAAAAAUAACCUUUAUGGCUCUUCUGAACCAGGCCUGUAUUGAUGAUGCUCAGUAACUACAAUAAAUAUACUUUGCACUUGU